This is a messenger RNA of Akanthomyces muscarius, 1092 nucleotides long. RefSeq lists its product as uncharacterized. The transcript has a single exon. Lineage: Eukaryota; Fungi; Ascomycota; Sordariomycetes; Hypocreales; Cordycipitaceae. Gene Ontology annotation, molecular function: catalytic activity. Bases 1 to 1092 code for a protein of 363 amino acids. The record is from RefSeq and is a predicted model, not a curated record.
AUGCGCCAUCAACAACUCACAAUUCUACAAGUCAACGUGGAUAAGAGCUGGACGAACCACGAGGAAGCCCUCCGCCUAGCAGACCACGGACAGUGCGAUGUGGUUCUCAUACAAGAACCUUGCUGUGGCAACGACGAAAGAAAUUUUAUUCCCAAGAACAGAAACUACAAGGCCUUUUCACCUACGAUGCACUGGCCCACAGAAAAGACAGGCUGGCCUGGUGUACUCACAUACACCCGGAUCCCCUCCAACCUCGAGGUGCAUCAGACGAAGCAUUAUGCUGGCACCGACAUACUCCUGACCCAAGUCAACGACUUACAUAUUAUCAACAUAUACAACCAUGCGGAUCGGCAACCAGUUCGACACAUCCUCAGCGAGCCUGCUCCUACUGGCAGAGUUCUGCUCGCCGGGGACUGGAAUACCCGGCACCCAAGCUGGGAACCGGGAUGCACCCCUACUGCACGAGCCGGCGAUCUAGCCCAAUGGGUGGACGAGAACGAGCUGACAUUACACAACAAGCCAGGAAUACCCACGACGGCAAAGGGAACAACCAUCGAUCUUGUCUUCUCAAACACCUUGGCACGGACAACGGUUGAGAAACACCUCAUAUGUGGUGGAUACCACUAUACAUUAUCGACAAUUAUCCCAGACGUAGCUGCCACAACCAACCCACGGCUCAAACACCCUAGAGUCAGCACUGAAGAACAGCUGGCAUCGUUUACCAAAGCGGUUCAAGCAGGAGCCAUGCAAUUGCCAGGCCCGCCGAAGGAACCAAAACACAUCGAAUCACUUUGCAAAGCAAUCAUGGACUGCUUACAGACAGCGGCCGUAGUUGCUGGUAAAACACCGUCCAUCAAGGGCCGGAAAACGUACACAUGGUGGAAUGAUGAGUGCAAGUCUGCUCGUAUGGAACUAAUCGCCACGCGCAGAGCGCACCCGACGGGGUUUGGCCGGGAUAUACAGCUGGCACGACGAAACUUCUCCAGGGCAGUUAGGAGAGCAAAGAAGAAACAGAAAGUGGAAUUUCUCAAUAGCAUACAGACGCCAGCUGAUAUCUACAAACUAACACGGUGGGAGAGGCGACCGUCUUAG